AUGAUAGAUCAAAUAGGUGUAAAAGGCAGUAAUCGUUUUACUUAUAAUUUAGCACCACCAAAUAAAGAUGCAUUAGUACCAAGUGUUAGACCAGUAACCUAUAUCAAACGUUAUGAUGUUAUGGCUGCAUUACUUGGUGAUCAAGUAUUACCAAUUGAUAUUCUUACACCAGAGACGAAAGCACAAUUAGCUGGUCAUGUUAUUCCUUUGUUUGAAUUGGCAAAAGCAUUGAAAAAUCAUAAUGUUACAUUUAUUACCGAACCAUAUGCACAGUCUUACGUUAAUUUUCAAUCACAUCCAAAUUUGUCCUCAUUUCGUCUCAUUUUUACGAAUGAUUCGGCAGAUGCAUUGAUUGAUCAAAAGAAUAACGAAAAAGAAAGAGUUGAAUAUUUUACAAGUCAUUCAAUAUUUGAUAGUAUGUUUGAUCUUUCGACAGCAACAGGUCAAAUUAUGAAUAGACUAAUGAAUAAAACAGUACAUAUAUUAAUGUUAGAACGAUAUGAUGUGAUCAUUGGUAGUUCGUUUAUUAUAGCUAUCAACGCUCUGUGCAAUGAAGCAAUGGCGGCAUGUGUGAUGCAAAAUGCAGAACUAUUUCCGAAUAUGUUUGAUAUGAAUCUACCGAUUGGCUACUCGUUAUUAUCAUCACAACAGAUGACUGAGUUCAAAUAUCGUAUUUACAAUGUUGCCUUUACUUUACGCUUGCUAAUUUCAAUAUUGAAAAAAAAUAUCAUUGUAUCAUUCUAUACAAUUUUACAAUCGUUUCCACGAAUACCAGGACCAUUUUAUGAAACUUUUACGUUAAGAAAUCUUCUAUCAACAAAAUCCAAAUGUUUAGAAUUGAUCAGUUUACCGCCAACACUCUAUCCACCAUCGUAUUCACAUCACUAUACCAAAUAUCUUGGCGCGUUUAUAGAUGAAUCAUCCAUUGACUAUGUUGAAACUGAUCUUACAAGAUGGACAAAUCGAAACCGAUGA
This is a messenger RNA of Rotaria sp. Silwood1, 975 nucleotides long. The record is from the annotation of a GenBank genome assembly. Lineage: Eukaryota; Metazoa; Rotifera; Eurotatoria; Philodinida; Philodinidae.